This is a messenger RNA of Cucurbita pepo subsp. pepo (vegetable marrow), 708 nucleotides long. Lineage: Eukaryota; Viridiplantae; Streptophyta; Magnoliopsida; Cucurbitales; Cucurbitaceae. The record is from RefSeq and is a predicted model, not a curated record.
AUGAAAGCCUUAAAGGUAUCCACACCAGGUGAAGCUUCAAGCUCCAGAGGUAGAGGGCAAAGAAGGGGCAGAGGUCAUGGAAGAGGCGGUCGAGAAAAAAAUGGAUAUGUUGGCAGGUCAGCAGAUCUAGUCAGAGACGAUUAUGACAACAAAGAAGAGUCGAAGGACCUAGCGAAGUUCACAGUCGAUGAGCUUGCCGGUUCUCUCGAGGCACACGAGCAACGCAAGAAAAAGGAGGAGGAGCCGUUCGAUCAAGCGCUUCAGACGAAGGCAUCAAUAAAGGAUGGAAAAAUACUCUACUCACAGAAUUUUCGAGGUAGAGAUAGUGGAAGCCGCGGGAAUGGUCGAGCUGCUCGAGGCAAUAGUCACGAAGAAAGCUACCAUGAGAAGAGACUGUCGAGCCAAGCAAAUUGGCGUGGAAGAGGACGCAAUCAAGAGUGCGGUCAAGGAUACAAUUUCAACGUCCAGUGCUAUAAAUGUCAGAAAUAUGACCACUAUGCAAAUAAUUGUAACUCCGACAGAUGUUACAAUUGCGGCAGAAUGGGUCACUAUGCGAGAGAUUGUCGAACCAAAGAGAAGGUGGAAGAAUCCAUCAACCUAGCCUUGGAUGACAUAACAGAUGGAGGCAUCCUCUUGAUGGCCCAAAACGAAGAGACAAACACAAAAGGAGACGGCGAUGCGAAGACAAUGGCGAUAGUUGUGAGGUAG